UAAAUAAACCUUGGAGAACUUGCAAAAUUCUCAAACCCACAUCUCAAAAUGGAUCAAGCUCCAUAUGGAGGCACCCUUCACUUCAAUCUCAUCUCUUUCUCUCUUUGUUUCUUCUUCUUCCUAAUUUUUCUUAAGCUGUUUAGAGGCAACAAAAAGAUCACUAAAUUCCCUCCUUCACCUCCCAAAUUGCCCAUCAUUGGCAACCUUCACCAGCUAGGAGCCCUGCCUCACCAAUCUCUAGCUGCCCUUUCCAAGAAAUAUGGGCCUCUAAUGUUCUUAAAGCUGGGCCAGACCCCAACUCUAGUGGUUUCAUCACCAAAAAUGGCUAGAGAGAUAAUGAAGACCCAUGACCUUAAAUUCUCCAAUAGGCCUCAAACCACACCAGGAAAGCACUUGCUCUAUGGAUGCCAAGACUUGGCUUUUUCUCCAUAUGGAGAAUAUUGGAGACAAGCCAAAAAAAUGUGUGUUCUUGAGCUUUUAAGUGCCAAAAGAGUGGAGGCAUUUCAAUAUGUGAGAGAUGAGGAAGUUGGUUUGCUUAUUGAUAGGAUUCGUCGUAAAAGUUGUGAUGUCAUUUGUGGGGACGAGUGUGUGAAUCUUAAACAGAUGUUCAUGUCGACGACGACCAAUAUAAUAUCGAGAUGUGUUUUGGGAGAGAAGUUUGAGGAUGAAAAUGGGGAGAGUAGAUUUGGAGAUGUGUCAAGAAGGAUUUUGGUGUUAAUUACAGCAUUUUCUGUUGGGGAUUUCUUCCCUUCUUUUGGAUGGAUUGAUGUAGUUAGAGGCUUCAUUAGGGAACUGAAAACAACCUCCAAAAUAUUGGAUGGCUUCUUUGAUAAGAUAAUUGAAGAACACAGGACAAAGAUGAGUGUUGGUAAAUCUGAUGAAGAAAAGGAUUUUGUGGAUAUUAUGCUGCAGCUCCAACAGGAUGACAUGUUUGACUAUCAUGAUUUUAGUCUAGAUAGGCUAAAAGCAAUCCUACUGGAUAUGUUUGUAGGUGGAAGUGACACAACUGCAACAAGUUUAGAAUGGGCAAUGACAGAGCUGAUGAGAAACCCUGCAGCCAUGAAGAAAGUCCAAGAAGAGAUCAGAACAAUAGUUGGAAAUAAGCCAAAGAUUGAAAUGGAAGAUAUAGAAAAGAUGGAGUACAUGCACUGUGUGAUAAAAGAAACUUUGAGAUUACACCCGCCGGCUCCUUUCUUAGUGCCUCGAGAAUCAGCAGGAGAAGUUGAGAUUGAAGGCUACCACAUUCCAUCAAAAACCAGAGUUUUUGUGAAUGUUUGGGCAAUUCAAAGGGACCCCAUGAUUUGGGAAAAGCCAAACGAGUUCGUCCCAGAGAGAUUCAUACAGAAUUCAAUUGAUUACAAAGGUCAUGACUUUGAGUUCAUUCCAUUUGGGAGUGGGAGAAGAAAGUGUGCUGGAAUAUCGUUUGCAAUUACUUCCUUUGAGUUUGCAUUGGCAAAUGUUCUUUACUGGUUUGAUUGGAAGCUUCCUCAUGGCUCUGUUUUGGACGUUGAUGAAGAAAAUGGACUCACUAUUUGCAAGAAAAAACCCCUGCAUCUCAAGCCUGUACCAUAUUAUAUCUAGAAAUAUAUUGUUGUUGAGUUAUUUCAUAUUCGCAAUUUGUAAAUUUUAAUUUGUAUGA
Molecule: messenger RNA, 1639 nt
Organism: Benincasa hispida (wax gourd)
Lineage: Eukaryota; Viridiplantae; Streptophyta; Magnoliopsida; Cucurbitales; Cucurbitaceae
Product: phenylacetaldehyde oxime monooxygenase CYP71AN24-like
Molecular function (GO): iron ion binding; heme binding; monooxygenase activity
Source: RefSeq, a predicted model, not a curated record